Molecule: messenger RNA, 497 nt
Organism: Didymodactylos carnosus
Lineage: Eukaryota; Metazoa; Rotifera; Eurotatoria; Philodinida; Philodinidae
Source: the annotation of a GenBank genome assembly
GCAUCUCUGGUCUGUCAGGUCUUACAAGGGCAUUUCAACUGUAUAAUGGUAGCAAAACUAAUUUCCAAUUUUACUCGUUUGCUUACACAUCUGCAUCUAAUUCGACAACAGUUACAUUUGCUUUACGUCAUGAUCCUGGCUACUGGUCAAUAGAUGAUGUGUCAGUUGUCCCGUACGGUGGUGGACCAGAACAGUUAUUGAACACCGGAUUUGAAACAGGUGAUUUAUCUUAUUGGACAUAUUGUAACCCGAAAAAUGCUACCGAUAGUGGUACAGUAUUAUACAGUUCAACCACUUCAGCAUAUUAUCCAUAUUAUGCUCAUAACGGAUAUUACUUUUACCAAGAUGGCUCUAUUGGAUAUGAAGAUUAUCUGAGUCAAACAUUUUUAACUACACCUAAAAUGGAAUACUAUAUAAGCUUUUAUUUAGCAAACAGUGGGACAGGUGGUUCCACAAUUCCAUUCUAUAAUGAUGCCUUUGUGUACAUGAGUUCAUAG